AUUGAUAAAGUAUAUACAAUAAAUUCUACCCGGUUUUGUCCGAAGCCCAUGACGCUUCAUUCCGAUUCCCUAGGUUGAUCGAAGAUCAAAUUGAAAUCGGCCGGUAUGCCAAAGCGGGAGUAAUAAUACACGCCUUGAACGGAGACUAUUAAUGAGCAUCACGCCUGUGAGGGAGAGAGAACACACAUAGCUUCGGAUGAGUGCUCUGGGUGACAAACUGCACAUCGCUGAUGUAGACUGCUCAUUCGCUGAUGAAGUGUCAGCAUGUGAACCAUGCAUUAACUCCACUGUAGAACAACGGCGCACUAUAAUGCCACAGCUCAACACGUUUUUGGGUAGGCACUGACUGCCAUCCUACCAGCACAUCUGACUAGACCUAAAUACUCCACAAUUUUACCAUAUGUUGAAUCUGCGAUACCAGAAAUAGCAUAUAUCGCUGCCGGUAUGGUGGAAGUUUCUCUGGGUACUGUAUCAUCGUACCGACACGGUGACGCUUCCCUCUACCGUUGAAAUCGCCGUCUGGCCCGGGGCGAGACGCGCGUGUGGCUGAUAUCACCAAACACUCCCAGGACCUUGGAGCCGUUGUUUUAGGCAAUCAAGUCGGAAUAUUUCAGGUAAUCAGAUAAACCGGGAGCUGCAACAAUCAUCAUUUCUGUUUGGAUUUCAUAAAGUCUCCAGCGCGGACCAAUAAACUGAACCUCAAAGCGAGAAGUUCUCACGUUGCAGCGAGUCAGCGAAGCUUAGCAACUCCGCCUAUCGGACGGGAAUGUAUUCGUUUAUGUUACGCUCCACGCUCGCUGACUAAGAUAACACGAUACGACAAUCCGAAACGGCUCCGUUCUGUCAGACAAAUUUCGCUUGGGAUGUGUCUGACAUUUCAAAAUUACUUAACUUAGACAUUUCACGGUGCCAUCUCUAAUGCUUAGCAACUUGUUUUCCGGAAGAUAAACUCAAGUUGAAGUUGAACAUUUUAACCCUUCGCUUCUUCCCCCUUCGGGUAUGUGAUGGAAGUUCUCUUUAUAGAACUGCACUGACGUACGAAGUGCGAGUUCCUCAACUAUACCUGCAUGUGGCACUUGCGUCUACAGAGCGUUACGUGCACAGAGAGCCGACGAACUUCGGACAAAAAUGUCUUAACUUGAGAACUUUUCUUCAUACCUUCAUUGUCAUAGUUUACGCCGACCAUGCACGACCCAGAUUAAUUGUUUUACAUUCGGUUAUUUCAUCGAUGAACUUUAUUGCGGGAGAUCAGUGGUGUAUUGACGUAAUAUUUUUAUCAAAUGAUUUCUGAAUGUCUGCUGAAGUGCUGAUAAGAAUUGAGAGGCAGCAGAACUAAUCUCUUAACUUGAGAGAAAUCUCGCGAGAGAACGGACUCAACUUUGAUUCAUUUGCCGAGAUGGAGAGAGGCUUUAUUGUGAUCUUUAUUUUGUCUCUCAGCGCGACCCACGGGGCGAUUGAGACUGAUGCCACACCAAUACAGAUAUCCAGUCUUUGGGAUGUCUCUCGCGCCCUCUGGCACAACGAGACCUGUGACGACCUCUGCGCAUGCUUGAUGGGCAUCAUGGAGGGCAUGCGCACUGCCCAGAUCUGCCUGGAGGUCAGCGGAUACCCGUGUCACCUGGUCAAGCAGCUGACCCGAGCAGCCACGACCAGGAACUGCAGCGUGACGGUGGGCUCGAGCUGGUUCGAGUGUGACAAGGGCGUGACGGACUGUGUCGGAGGAGAGAUGUUCGUGGAUAAUGAGGCGAACUGCACCGGGUCUGACGACGGAGCGGCUGGUAACAUCGCCUACCUGGGCUGCGAAACGACGCCGGGUGGAAACACCUCCGUCACGUGUAUGCUGUCACGUGACAGCCAAUCUGUGGGGCAAUGUGUGAACAACGCCGAGUGUGUGUACAAGAAAGUUACUAAGACCGACCCUGUCAGUGAGCGGGUAUCAUGCCCGACAAACUGGAUUCCAUACAAGAAGCACUGCCUCAGUCCAAUCAACGGCAUUCUAGAGCCGAACAUUUUGGAUCAAAAGACGUGGAGCGGCGCCCAAAAUUACUGCCAGCGACGAUGGGACGCCUCGCUGCUCAGUCUGGAAUCAUUCGGAGAGAGCGCCCUCAAGGGGCUGGAAGACAGACGUAUCUUUGUGACGGACCAGGAAGUGUGGCUUGGUCUCUUCAGGGACACCUCUAACUCCACAUUCCGCUGGCUAGACGGCACGGAGACCCUUCAGCCUCAAGACAGCUGGCCGUGGGCAGACGGUCACCCAGUGCCCGAUCUCAACUUCGUCUACAUCCUCAACAAGACACUGUACUCCUCGGAGUCAUCACGGGUCAACCGCUACUCCUGUAAAUUCAAAGUGUCGAAAAGCUUGAAAUGUCGCCAGCCCAUGCCCACCAAAAUGCCUCUUACGACGGUAAUGGAUGCAGUCGGUCCGGGAUCCACCCAUCCACCUACGUCACCCAGAACGAAAGAGGAAGAAACACUGGAGGCGUUCCGUGAGGAACUCACCCAAGUCCGAGACGAUGUCUCCAACUAUCUCAAGACGUUUACGAACGACACCGGUGUCUUGGAAGAAAUCGACAGCCUCAUUUCUUUCUCGCAGUAUUCGUCGCUGAAUGCAUCAUCAAAUACGAAGGCACAGGACCAAUCUACUACCAUCAUAAAGUCCCUCGAUUCCGUGGUAGACGGUUUGGCGGAAUCGAUUAAUGGGCCCGCCAAAGCCCUCGUGGUAUCGACUCCAGAUAUAGUCCUGAAGGUGUUGACGCUGUGUUUGGACUGUGAGGGCGGAGAAACUCUCGGAGGACAGCUGGGGAACCAGAGCUUCUCCUUAUCUCUGCCGGAUUCCGUCAAAGCGGCUGGAGCUACGCUAGCUCUGUCCACUGCUAGUCUCCUUCACGAGCAGCUACCUUCCACAAUCGACGAUGGAGGGGAAGGAGGAAGGACCGAGAUCGGUAGCCUUGUCAGUACCAUCUCCCUCCGGCGAUGGGACAGGGAAAGUAUUGAGCUAACCAAAGACGAACCGCUGAAACUCACCUUCUCCAGUUUGGAGAAAUUUCCUGACUCAACGCCGACCUGUCGGUACUGGAAAGCGGAUGAAGGGAAUGAAGGGGUGUGGUCAUCCGAGGGGUGUUUUGUUGCCAAGGCCAAUGACACACAUACGACAUGUGACAUCACACAUCUGACCAGCUUCGCUGUCAUCAUGCAAAUAUCACACAGUGAGGAUCCUCUACCUGUAGCACUGGACUACCUGACCUGGGCCGGCUGUGCAUUGUCGAUGACGUGCCUCACAAUCAUGCUUAUUAUCUUCCUCAGUCAAAGGAUGUACCGAGCAGACAGGAACAUCAUCCACAUGAACCUAGCUGCAUCUCUCCUAUUGGCACAGCUCAUCUUUGUCUUCGGAAUAGACAGGACAGAAAAUGAGGGCGCCUGCAAGGCCGUGGGUAUCUGUGUGCAUUUCUUUCUCCUCGCUACUUUCUUCUGGAUGCUGAAUGAGGGCAUCUUUCUUCUCUCCAAGACGACAUCAGCCAAGACGAGAUGGUUGAGACUUCCCACUUACUUCACCCUUGGCUGGGUGUUUCCUCUCGUUAUCGUCGGUGUCACCAUGGCGGCUUCAUUUGAUUCCUACGAUACUACGGACAGAUGCUGGCUGACCGUCCGAGACGGAGGGAUUUGGGCAUUUGUCGGUCCGGCCGCAGCAGUCGUCUUGAUCAACAUCUGCGUUUUGGUGCAAGUCAUCCGCGUGUUUCUCAGUCUGAGGGCCAACAUGAACAAGAAAAAGGUCGAAAGAAUCAGAAUAGCAUUGCGGGCAAUCCUCCUGACCUUACCGCUACUGGGCUGUACUUGGCUGAUAGGCAUGCUGUCUUUCAACUCAUCCACAAUCGUCUUCGCCUACAUCUUCGUCAUUCUCAACUCUCUGCAAGGCGUCUUCAUAUUCAUCCUAUACUGCCUACUGAAUGACGAGAUAAAGAAAGGUUUGAGGAAGCGUCUUGCCCUGCUGCAGAGUCUGUCCGGUCGGACCACCCACACACGCGCAAGCCGGACAGCCACGAGUGGGAGCAAUAAUCUCAAGACCAACCGACUUAGCAAGACCAUGCCACCUGAGCAGGAAGGAACUAAACUGUAGAGCAAGACUCGUGAGUGCCCUUCCCAUAUGGGUGCAACCAAGUAAAUCGGCCAAAAAUUCGUCCGCCGAGCUCAUGAAUAAUUAUUGUUAUACAUGUGCAUUCAAAUUAUUCCAUAUUAGAGAGUUCCAAGAGCCAUGGCAUUGGGGAUUAUUGCACUGUACCUCUGGCCUGGAUUUGGGCUUCCAAUUCUGAGCAUUUUGGAUGCAAGUGGGUCCGAAAGUGGCGCUAUUUAGCUAUAUUGU
Messenger RNA from Patiria miniata (bat star), 4357 nucleotides. RefSeq names its product adhesion G protein-coupled receptor E3-like. The coding region runs from base 1397 to 4114 and encodes 905 amino acids. Gene Ontology annotation, biological process: cell surface receptor signaling pathway; adenylate cyclase-activating G protein-coupled receptor signaling pathway. Gene Ontology annotation, molecular function: G protein-coupled receptor activity. Gene Ontology annotation, cellular component: membrane. The transcript is spliced from 23 exons. Lineage: Eukaryota; Metazoa; Echinodermata; Asteroidea; Valvatida; Asterinidae. The record is from RefSeq and is a predicted model, not a curated record.